Molecule: messenger RNA, 1230 nt
Organism: Andrographis paniculata
Lineage: Eukaryota; Viridiplantae; Streptophyta; Magnoliopsida; Lamiales; Acanthaceae
Product: acetylserotonin O-methyltransferase-like
Exons: 2
Coding region: 41-1135 (364 amino acids)
Biological process (GO): methylation
Molecular function (GO): protein dimerization activity; O-methyltransferase activity; S-adenosylmethionine-dependent methyltransferase activity
Source: RefSeq, a predicted model, not a curated record
CACAUAAAUCAAGUUCAAAUUAAUCGUACAAAAAUCGAACAUGGCGUACGAAGAAGAAGAACAAGCAAAGGACUAUGUCCUAAAAUGCAUCUUCAAGGCGUUCGAAUUGUACAUGAUGAGAUGUGCCAUCAACCUAGGAAUUCCCGAAAUGGUCAAAAACCACCCCGCCGGCGCCGUGACGCUGCCGGAGCUCUCGUCGGCGUUGGAUUGCUCGCCGUCAUUGCUCCACCGUGUCAUGAGGUACCUGACUCACCACGGCAUCUUCAAAGAGGUGAAAACCGGCAAACAAGAAGAUUCACCGGCUGGUUAUGCCCAAACGGCUAUUUCCUGCGCUCUCUUAAAAGACAACUUUGCCCCUAUUCUUCGAGUUUGUAGUAGCCCGGAGUUGGUCACCCCGUUCUUGCGACUCAACGCGUUCUUGACAUCAAAGAAUAGCGACAUCAGCGCUUUCGAAGCAGCCAACGGCGCGGAUUUAUGGAAGUAUAAUGCGGCCAAUCGCUCUUUUAGCGAGUUGUUCAACGAGGGGAUGGCGUGCGUGGCGAAGUUCACAGUGUCAAAUGUAAUCGAGGAUUGCGCCUACGUAUUCGAGGGGAUCAACACGUUGGUCGACGUUGGUGGUGGUAACGGCACGACAUUGCGCGCCAUUGUAAAGGCAUGCCCGUGGAUCACUCGCGCUGUCAAUUUCGAUCUUCCACACAACGUCUCGUCCUUUUCAUCCGACCACGACGAUCGGAUCGAGCACGUAGGUGGCGACAUGUUUGUGUCUAUUCCAAGCGCCGACACUACUUUUUUAAUGACAGUAUUGCACGAUUGGGACGAUGAAUCCUGUGUGAAGAUCUUGAAGAAUUGUGGGGAGGCAAUUCCAAAGGGGAGCGGGAAAGUGAUAAUUGUGGAUAUUGUGGUCGAUGAUGAUAAGGAUGUCGACGAUGCCGACAACCUUAACAAGAAAAACCGCAGAGAUUAUCAUAUGGCUUUGGACAUAGCAAUGAUGGCACAUACGAGCAAAGGAAAAGAGAGGACAUGGAAAGAAUGGACCAAAGUUCUAACAUCAGCUGGAUUCACUCGUCACACCAUUAAACACUUAGCGGCUGCACCUCAAUCUGUCAUCGUUGCAUAUCCCUCGACAUCGAUUUAAAUGAAAAUUUCAAAUGAAUGUCGAAUGUUCAAUCAAUAAAAUUGUUGUUUUCUUGGAUAUUUUCUUUAUGUGAUUCUUCAAAUUUAGUUGUGUCA